GCCGAACCCUAGCCCUAGGAACCCCGAACCGUAGCCCUCCAUCGUCGCCGCCGUUCAGAGGUCGUCAGCGCCGCCGCUGUCCCAAGUCCUCAGGAACCCAGUAAGUCAGCAGGUCUCUUCGUCUUCGCUGGCUUUUCGAACCAGCAAUGGCAUGGAGAGGACAUCUUUCAAAGAACAUAAGGGAGCUUAGGUUUUUGAUGUGCCAGUCGUCACCUGCAAGCUCACCUGCAAGGAUAUUUGUGGAAAAGAACUAUAAGGAACUCAAGACUUUGAACCCGAAAUUGCCAAUACUGAUCCGUGAAUGCAGUGGAGCGGAACCCCAACUAUGGGCAAGAUAUGAUUUUGGUGUUGAGAAAGGAAUCAAACUGGAAGGCUUGUCGGAGGCACAUAUCUCCAAGGCACUUGAAGAUUUGGUGAAAGCUGGAGAGUCCUUGAAAGCCUGAUAUUGCACCUUUUCAGCCAUCUGAAAUUGAGUAAUGCUCUCAUGCUGCACUUCUAAUUGAAGAUUGCAUUUGUUUUUUAAUAAGCUAGAUGUAUU
Messenger RNA from Arachis duranensis, 538 nucleotides. Its product is annotated as NADH dehydrogenase [ubiquinone] 1 alpha subcomplex subunit 2. The transcript is spliced from 4 exons. The coding region runs from base 147 to 443 and encodes 98 amino acids. The record is from RefSeq and is a predicted model, not a curated record. NCBI's taxonomy places the organism in Eukaryota, Viridiplantae, Streptophyta, Magnoliopsida, Fabales, Fabaceae.